GAAUGGCGUGCGCCUGCGCAGAGGGUAGCUCCACGAGGCUGCGGGGCGGUGGUCCCCGAGAGGCGGGCCCCGUGCGCAGCCGCAGUUUGGGCCCGGGACGCGGAGCUGAAGGCGCGCGCCUGUGGAGCGUGAGAGACGAGCCAGCUUUGUUGUGCCAAAAGAGUAUGAAAUACCUGCUGGUGCUUAGCCCCAGCAAGUUUCAGUGCCACCCAAUGCAAGCAGCAAAUUCCACUGACAUCCCAGCUGGUUUCCAGGUGAACCUCCCAGGUGCCAUAGCAAGUAAUUUCCUAGCCAUUUCCACGGACACACUGGCUGGUGGCUUCCCAGUGAGUUUCAUCAGUGUCUCAACCAAGGGCAAUAGAUGAAUCUACUCCUGGUAAAGAUACUGUGAAGAUGGUUGAAAUGACAACAAAGGACUUAGAAUAUCACAUAAAAUUAGUUGAUAAAGCAACAGCCACAGUUUGAGAAGCUGGACUCCAGUUUUGAAAGAAGUUCUACUCUGGAUGAAAUACUAUCAAAUAGCAUCGCCUGCUACAGAGAAAUCACUUGUGACAGGAAGAAUCAAUCCCAGUGGCAAACUUUAUUGUUGUCUUAUUUUAAGAGAUUGCCUUCAGCAAACCACCCUGAUCAGUCAGCAGCCAUCAACAUGGGGACAAGACCCUCCAACACACUUAAAAUAUAACCACGAUGUGAAAUCUCAGAUAGAGAAUGUCACUUUCCACCAUGAAGGAUUCUUCUGGAGAUGUUGGUUUAAUGGGAUUGCGGAAGAGAAUGAUUCCAGUAUCUGGAAGUUCUGGUACACCAAUCAGCCACCGUCCAAGAACUGCAUGCACGCCUACCUGUCACCAUAUCCCUUCACGAGAGGGGAACACAAUUCAACCUCCUAUGACUCUGCUGUUAUUUACCGUGGUUUCUGGGCAGUCCUGAUGCUUCUGGGGGUCGUCGCCGUGGUGACUGCAAGCUUUCUGAUCAUCUGUGCAGCCCCCUUCGCGAGCCAUGUUCUCUAUAAAGCCGGCGGAGGCGGGUACAUUGCUGCAGGCUCAGAGCAAAACUUAGAGGACAUAUGUGGCCACUCCUUGCAGCUGGGCAGAUUCCUCUUCAGGCAGUCUCUGGCCAUGUGCUCCCCAAGGAGGUUCGGGUAUGAACCAAGUGCAUGUCCUCAGGCUUAAUGAACAAUCAACUUUUGACAACCAUUUCAUGCAAAUGACCAAUCGUACCCUAUAGUCCAAGAACUCCAGAUUCAGAAGUCGAUUGAUUGCUGGCAUUAAACACCGAUGGUGUGUGAACUAAUGGGACUUUCAGCAAUUAUGUUUCAAGAAUCUUGUAUACAGAAGUGGUCAAGACAAGGAAACCAGCUCUAAUAAUGAGUUCAAGAGCUUUUGUGAACUGCCCUGGGAAAUAAGCUAUUGUUUACAACCCUGGAGCUUUGGGAAAGUGCGUUUUAAGUUUUAACCAACCUACAAAUGAAUUUUUGAAACACAAACCACUUAUAAAGGGGAUCCUAUCUGCAUACAUUUUCCAUGCAAUUAUGUUAAAAGAAGAGCAAAGAAGGGUUUCAAAGGUAGAACUUCUGGUUCUUGGGAUAUGCUUCUAAACGUGAGUUUCUGCCAUGACUUAUUAUAGACAUGAUGUGCCCAUCCAAUAUGGUGUUAGAAAGAAGGACUAGGCAUAGUUUUUGAUACAGUGCUCCUUUUAUUUCAUAGGACACAGACCUACAUUUUCUUAUGUGUUAUACAAAGUGAACUGUGUAUACCAAGUAGUGAAAACUCAACAAAAAUGAAAAAUAUUGACAUAUUUCAUGGGGCUGUGCCCUGGUUUUCCAAUGCCCAGCAUGAAAGAAUGACAGACAAACAUCUGGUCUUGAUGGAUACAGUGGUCACAUAUUUCAUUGGACUGUAUCUGCCUACACUCUUUAUUCUGCCAAGUUUCCAUUUUAUACAUAAUCAAGACACAUUUCAAGGUUGUAUUUCUGGGCUAUGAAUUAACCGCUUCAUUUCAGUGAUUCUCUCCAGUUUUCCUCCAAGUUCCAUGCACUGAAAAUACUUCCUUUUGUUAUUAUUAUUGUAUUUGUUGCUGUUGCCCCUUUUCUAUUGGAUUUAUCUGUCAGAUCAUACAUCACAGACAUUUCACAAUUCUGAUUGGAAAAGGCCUCACCCAACCUGAUCAGGUGUGGUGGUUUGAGUAUUAUUCUUGGAAGGUCUUUGGAAGGUUUCUCUCUAGAAUUGAUUCUCCAGGAAUGUAGACAUUGGGCUAGGAGGUCAGAGCCAAAGGCAGGAGCAUAUACAACUGUGUUCAAGUCCAGCACUUUAAAUAUAAGCCAGAAGAAGUUGGAACCAUUGCAAAACACAUUCAUAAUAUCAUUUGAGGGACAGCUGGGGUCAGUGCUAAAUUUUGAAUUAUCAGAUGCAGAGAGGCAACUCUUGCAUAACAAUAAGCAUAGACUGUCACACUGAACAGAAAAUAACCACAUUUUCACCUUGGAAAGUAUUUUCUAAAUAGGACGACAGUAAUUGUUUUUAGGGAGCUAUUCAUGACUUCCAUUUUUUUUCUCCCUACCCUCAAGAAUCACCCAGGAAUAAGGUAAACUUUUUAUCAUAAUUUAUACGAUGUGGCAAUUUUUUGAAUAGUUUAGAAUUUUUAUAGCCUGAUAACGGAUCUGCCAAAUUGCACACAGCCAUCCUGCACUGGCAGGAAGACGGGCUUGGAUGACCUGCUGGGUCCUUCUCAUUUCUAAUGUCUGUGAGUCUUUUGAAAUACAUCCCAGAGCUUAAUUAUGACAGCGGUCUUUAUUAUUCUGAGCCCCUAACGGCAUACUUCACGAGAACAAUGUAAGAAGAAAAGGGUUGGUGCCUUUGCCGUGGUUGACACAAAAAUUGGAAGAUGUGAUGAUUUCACGGAGGAGCUCUUCUUUCUCAGGCAGGUGGAAGGUUGGAGAGGGAGCGGUGGGUUAGGGAUCAGAGAUGCUGGCAGGCGCUCAUCAAACUAAUUCUGUUAUUCUUUCACAGUCUAGUAUAAAUCAAUUAUGGAUAUACUUCUUGUAGAAAUAACAGCCAUGUUAAUUUUGACCCGUUGGAUCCGUUUAAACAGCUUGGCUAUCAUUUCUCUCCCUCACUACAUCCAGUCCUGGCUCUGGCAUCUCCCUGGAAUUGUGCAUGGGGACUGGAAAAUUGAGUGCCAUGCUUUUUUUUUCUUUUAAACUUUGUAAUUUGAAAUAAAUUUAAACCUACAAGGCAGUUAGAAAGAUAGAGAACCCCACACACACUGUCACCUACUACCUCCAAUGUUAACAUCCCAUGAAACCACAGAUAACUUUUUCAAGAAACCAACGUUGGUACUAUACCACUAACUAAAACUAUGCACCUUUUUUUUUUUUAUCUCGACUAUCUUCCCUCCGGUGUCUUUUUCUGUUCCAGGAUCUGAUCCAGGACCCCACUUUGCAUUUGGCUGUACUGUCUCCUUAGCCUUCUCAAUCUAUGACCUUUCCUCAGUUUUUCCUUGUUUUUCAUGACCUGGGUGCUUUUGAAGAGUACUGGUCAAGCACCUUGUCGAGUGUCUCUCAAUCGGUUUUUUCUGAUGCUUUGAUAGAUUGGAGCUAUGGAUUUGGGGGAAGAAUACCACAGAGAUGAUGUCCCCUUCUCCGAGCAGCACGAGGCACAGAAUGUUAAUCUAACCCAUUAGUGGUGAGGGUAACAUGGGCUCUGCUAAGUCAGUGACAUACAGCUUAUUCCAUUUUUGUGAACAGGGCCUGAGUUAGCAAAGGAGCCUUGCAAGGCUUGUGUUAACAAUUUAGUAGACACGUAGUUUGAACAGUAUGUACGUGCACUGAGGAAGAAUUCAGUGCUUCAAAUCCGUGAUGGGGUUUGCAUUUUUUACUUUCUUGCCCUAUGGUCUGUGAUCAUCAGGAGUUAUAUAGGUCUAAAUACAUCUCUGGUAGCACUGUGGCUGCUUGUAGACAUCUGUAAGUCAGCCCCUGACCCCACUUGGCCUAGGUUUGUAACUCUAAAACUGAAGGAUUAUCCAUUGAUGACCUUUAUGCGUGACGGCUCACCUAAAGAAAGAAGCACUGAUCCAGUCACCAUUUUGGGAGUUAUCUUCUUUAUCUGUAUAUGCCACGUUUAUCUUUUUUUCCCCUUUGCCCUGGGAGGUAGAAAAAUCAGAAAGUGUUUCUCUACUCCACAAAUUAAAAAACGACUCCCCCCCCCCAAAAAAAAACCACAAUGAAGUCUCAAGGACUUGCUCUAUAUGGCUAUAGCAGUGCAGAGUUAGAACAUCCAGGCUCUUGGAUGCUCAGUCCACUGAGCUGCCUUGACACUCUGUUCACCCAACAAAAGAGGCUCAGGGCCCUGGGCAGGUCCAGAAUAGUUCAAUCUAUAAGCAGGUGCCUCCAACUCUGAGUGUGUUACCAAGUUAUUACAAAGCCAAGGGACAUUAGUUAAUCACUCUGGCUUUUCCACUUGGUGGUUGUUAUUUCAGGAAUAAAAUAUUCCUGGGGUCUAUUUCUAAUUUAAUGCCAAGAUGCAAAUUGUGCCUCACCUGUUUCUCCAAGGUAUUAUUUAUGCCGAAAUAACACCUCCUAGAUAAGGACCCAUUGUGCCUGUUUCCUUCUUUGGAAAUUAAGGAUAAUAAUAGCAAUCACCUGCACACAAAGCAAUUGUGGAGGGUGGGGAUUGGGAAAGACUCAAUAAUUGUAACAGCUCAGGGAAAACCCAAAUCAGGAAAAGUGCUAUGGAAAUGUGAAAUGCAGUAGCGAGAAUGAUAGCAUGUCUGCGAAUUCACCACCAGAGGCCAGGAUAACACAAAUGCUGGGUAAACAGUAACUUCCUUCAACAAAUACACAUCGGCUACAUAUACCAUCAGAAAAUGAAGCUAGAAAGGAUCCUUGAUAAAAAUAGCCCUGGCUAAAAAUUAUUUUUAAUAGAUCUUAUUUUUUAGAGCAGUUUUCGGUUCACAGCAAUAUUAAGCUGGAGAUGCGGAGAUUUCCCAUGUACACCCUGUUCCCCCAUCCACCAUGCACACAUACACACAGCUUCCCCCAUCAUUAACAUCCUGCACCAGAGUGAUACAUUUGUUGUAACUGAUGAACCAACACUGACACGUCAUUAUUACCCAGCAUCAAUAGUCUACACUAAGCACUCACUCUUACUAUAUUGUGCAUUCAGCGGAUUUGGACAAGUAUGUAAUAUGUGUUCACCAUUAUUAUAUCAUGCAAAGUAGUUCAGUGCCCUAAAAUUCCUCUGUGCUCCACCUACUCAUUCCUCUGUUCCCUUUUUAUUCUUGGCACCUCCCGAUCUUUCACUGUCUCCAUAGUUGUGCCUUUUCCAGAAUGUCAUAUUAUGGGAAUCAUACAGUAUACAGCCUGUUCAGGUUGGCUUCUUUCACAUAGUAAUGUGCACUGAAGUUUCCUCCAGGUCUUCUCGUGACUUGAUAGCUCAUUUCUUUUUAGCACUGAAUAAUAUUCUAUUGUGUGGAUGUACCAGAGUUAUUAGUAGUAGUAGUAGUAGUAGUAGUAGUAUUUUUAUCUAUUCACCUCCUGAAGGACAUCUUUAUUGUGUCCAAGUUUGGCAAUUAUGAAUAAAGCUGCUAUAAACAUCCGGGUGUAGGUUUUUGUGUGGACAUAAGUUUCAGCUCGUUGGGUAAGUACCAAGGAGCACGAUUGCUAGAUCAUAUGGUAAAAUGUUCAGUUUUAAAAUGUUCAGUUUUAAAAGAAACCUCUCCAGACUGUCCAAAAUGUCUUCCAUGGUGGCUGUACUCUCUCCCACAUCGCUGCGCCACCAGCAACGAAUGAGGAUUCCUGUUGUUCUAAUCUUCUUCAGCAUUUGCUGUAGUCAGCUUUCUGGAUGUAGGCCAUUCCGAUACUUGUGUGGUGGUAUCUCUUUAUGGUGAAAGAUUUUGCGCGCUUACUAGGUGCCAGACACGGGGCUAAGCGCUGUAAACAAUGAUCUCAUUUGAUCCUUACAAAAAUCUGAUGAGGUAAGUGCCAUGAUUUUGUCAUUGUAUUUCACAUGGAGAUAAAGGGAGGUGUAGAAAGGUUACAUAACCUAGGGUUAGGUAUACCUAAGGUUCCAUAAAUAGCAAGGACAAAGCCAAGUGUUCAGAGGUGCUCCCACAGGAUGUGAAGCUGGAUUCCUGGUCUGCCUGUCCCCCCCCCCCCUCCUUUUACAGAGGAGGACAUGGACUCCAGAUCUGUAAAAGGACUCAGGGGAAGUCAUGGCUACUUAGAGUAAGAUGCAGGAAGAGAACCCCAUCUCUCCCAGCCUUGUCCUCUGCACCACACACAAGGCAGCCGUCAAUCAUGUCAGGAUUGGCUUCUGACCUAAGGUGUGCAGUCCUUGGCUUUAUACUGAGGAAUCCUGGGGGAUGAUGGCUAUUCCAAGCUUCUCAGAUCCACGGCUUAUUACCAAUGUACUUAAUUUCAUGCUCAGAUUAAAGACAGAGGACCUCUCUUGAGAGCAACACAUAAACCUAGCGUCGGCUUGCUAUCUACUUGAAAUAUGUUGCCUACCCCGCUCGUGAAUGCCAGCCACAGAUGAGAGCUCUGUGUUAUUGCGGUACCUCCCUCCACUGUUAAUUGUCUUCUUAGGUAGUUUCCGUUCCCAGUUCUAUGAUACCCUGUGGUGUUUCUAAUUUUUUUCAUACGAAAUAGAGAAUUCUUAGGACAUUAGUUCCAACCCAAUUCAGUUUUAAAAACAAAUGUUCGGCAUAAGAAGGUGAAGUUUGUGGAUUUUUUUUUUUUUUUCAUUUUAGGGGGUUGUCAUUCCAAAAGUGUCAAGAAGUAUAAAGUUGCUCAGUAAGACAAAUAAGAGAGAUGAUUUGUUCUUAACUUGAAUUAGAGAACAAAAACAAAAGUGGUAAAGCAUCAACUAACUUCUACAGCUAGACCGUAGAGUGAUUGGCUGCUGUUAAUAGGGUGGAGAUUCUGCCUUUGAAACUGUGAGGUCUUUUAUUUUUUAAAUAUUUUAAAAUAAACGUUUAUUUAUUUAUCGGACUCCUGAACUGUUGGGAUGCCACCUUGAUGGACCACCAGCACCCCCCUGUGGGACGUGCUUUCCAAGGCAGUGGGGAGGUCGGAGCAAAAGACCCACAAUGCACUGCGGCAGAGCAACUGGGUUAGGCUGAGGGGCUGUUAGCGCCUCCUGUGGAUUUGGUUCUAGCUGCACCCUCGGGCUUUCCAGAGAUCCAAGCGUGCAGGCUGAUUUUGGCCUUUCUGGGAAGGGGCUUGGGGGAAGUUGCUGGUUAAAGGAGGCAGCAAGUGGCUCCUGAGAUCUCCCCACUGCAGGACUGGCUGCAUAAUCUGUGGGGCCCAGUGCAAAAUGAAAAUGGGAGCUCCUCGUUGAAAAGUUACUAAGAAAUUCCAGAGCAGAGCACUAAUCCAAGCACAGGUCCAAGUGCGGGGCCCUGUAUGACUGCAGUUAUCACUCACCAUAAAGCUGACCCCUGCCCCAGAGUUAGCCUCUCCUCUUGCCUUGUUGCCAAAUCUGUAUCAGGGGACAGUCCUCUCUCUUAACCUAAAUCUUCAUUUUAUCAGAAUAAAAUCAUGCGGAAAUGAACAGGACACAUUUGUCUUUAUAUUUGAGGAGGAAGAAAUUCCUAGUAGAAUUUCAUGGGCUUGUGGGCUACUAAUCCCAUCUGAGUGAAACUGGUAUUAAUAAGAAAUACUAAUUAAUGUUUUCAGAUGACCUUUUACAAAUUCACGAAGUCUUACUCUCUUUUCCUUGGCAAACCUAAUUAUCCAAUUCUGCCUCCGUCGGUGGCAUUGUGUUUACAGUUCCCCGGUGUGAUUUGGGUUUUGUAAAUUUUAAGUUUCAAAACAGAAAAUUAUGAUGCUCAGUUAUCACUUCAGACAGCUAGAGUGUGAGCCUAGGUAUCAAAGCACAUAACGACAUUAGUGUUAUGCCAUGUGGUACGUAUGUCUAACAUGUUAAGGACGUGCAGAGAAAGGAGGGCUUAAUUCAGCCGCAGAUGAAAUAGGAGAAAGCUUUCCAGAGGAUGCCAGGGUGGAAACUCCUAUGUACUGUCUCCAUCUGUCCCCUCGGCCCCACUUGAUAAUUCACAGCACACGUGUGCCAUUUCCCAAAUAGAUGACCCCUUCUCAUUUGUCAGUGCUCACGUCUCAAGGAAUCAAAGUCCCGAAAACACUUUGGAAUCUGUUGUAGAGGACACCAGGAGGUCAGCGAUGACUUUCAAAGCUGGGAUGAGGCAGCUGCACGUUGUAGGAGCCGUUCCGGGGCUUUGUGGGGAAUGGACGAUAGCUCCUGGGCAACAUGGCUGUAAGGGAUUUGAACUCUCCAAGGUCUCGCGGCUGUGCUGGUGGAGAGGCCAUGAGACUGUAACCACCCGUUGAUGGAGGAAGGGCAGGGAGAGGACGAAUUUGAGAUACACUGUGGAUGUGAAUAACGGGGAGAGAAAAGUCAAGAGCUGCUAAGGACCCACCGUCUUCCCGAAGGUGGUACAACAGGCAUUCAUUGUUAGGGACACCCCACAUAGCAUCAAGUAACCCAUAGUAAUUGUGCUUCUUUCUGGUAAACGGGGUCUCAACUGAUUUUCAUCUGCUUGCUUUGCUCUCUUUUUCACUUGGCCAUGAAUACUUUGGUCCCUAGGAUAGUCUUCUCUUUGCCUUUGUAACCGUGUUUGUUUCACACGGUGUAAACAGUGGGUGCUCACUACAUACCAUUUUCUGACUGAUUAGGAUUUCAAGAGACCACCAAAGCUGUUUAAAAAGCGGUGUGAGGGGCGCCUGGGUGGCUCAGUCGGUUAAGCCUCCGACUUCGGCUCAGGUUACGAUCUCGCGGUCCGUGAGUUCGAGCCCCGCGUCAG
Felis catus (domestic cat) is the source of this 8814-nucleotide messenger RNA. RefSeq names its product transmembrane protein 182 (gene TMEM182). Gene Ontology annotation, cellular component: membrane. The coding region runs from base 504 to 1169 and encodes 221 amino acids. Lineage: Eukaryota; Metazoa; Chordata; Mammalia; Carnivora; Felidae. The record is from RefSeq and is a predicted model, not a curated record. The transcript has 8 exons.